This is a messenger RNA of Effrenium voratum, 576 nucleotides long. NCBI's taxonomy places the organism in Eukaryota, Dinophyceae, Suessiales, Symbiodiniaceae. The record is from the annotation of a GenBank genome assembly.
AUGCAGUUCCUAAACUUGUUCUUCGUGACCGAAGGAGGUGGGUGGUCGCAAUGGCAGGCAGAGGAGGAAGAGGGACCACUUCCUUCGCCGAAGCCAAGGGAAGUGCGGCCAAAGAGCCGCCCAGUGGCGGACGAGGUGCUGCCUGGCCUUUUCAUCAGUGGGCACCACUUUGCCAGCAGCUUGCCGCUGCUCAGGCAGCUGCAGAUCACUCACAUUGUGAAUGUGACUACAGCAGCAAAUGUCUUUGAAGGCAGCUUUGUUUACCACAAGAUCCCAAUCGAGGAUGACCGCUCUGAAGACUUGCUGGCAGUUCUGGAGCCGGCCUUGCUUUUCAUGCACCGCGCACUCAGCAAUGACGCGCGAGUGCUGGUCCAUUGCCGUGAGGGGGCGUCGAGGUCAGUGUCAAUCGUCGCAGCAUACACGAUGAGGUUCGAGCAUCUCCCCUUGGGCCGCGCCCUGGAUGUGAUGCAAACGCGGCGAGCGAGUGCCGUGUGUCGGCCGAACGCCUCUUUCCUGCGCCAGCUGCAGAGCUUCGAAGCCGCCGAGAGACAACCCGCAACCGCGGGGACCGGUCUG